AUGGCAGGAUUAAGAUUCUAUGAAUCGAUGAUGAAAUUCUGCUGCCCCAGCAAACGGAAACCGCCAUUACCGAAGACCUUGGAACCUACAAAUAUUCUAAAUAAAACCUCUGGCCCAAUUACCAGUCAGCCGUGCUCAAGAACUACAAAAAUAACCAACCUUAGAGGAAACGAGGUGUAUGCGCUCUACGACUACUCACCCGCUUUGUCCACUGAGCUCGCAUUUCAACGGGACGAUGAGCUUACGGUAAUCGACCAUUUUGACCAGCCCUGGAGAACUGCAAUUAACAGGAGGACCGGUGAACAAGGUCUAAUUCCGCAUAACUACGUGACAAAUGACGCGACAAUUGCUGGUGUUUUGUCAGCUUGGUAUCCAGUUGGUCGAAUUGAAGCAGAGAAAAAACUACUAAUUCCUGGAACGGAAACUGGAACUUUUCUUAUUCGGCCCUCAAGAGGGCCAAUGACCUACGUCCUAUCAUGCAGAACCCUAUGUGAGGGUGUAGUCAAAAUCCGUCAUUUUCAAAUAUGUCGCACCAACGACUCUAAAGACCUUUACAUUGACAAAGCAUUUCCAUUCGCGACUUUGAAUGAUUUACUUGGUUUCUACAAGGAACAUCCACUCAUCGACGACUGCACACUGACAAAACCCUGCUCUCGAGAAAAGCCCCAAACACCAUUCCAUAAAGCCGAAAUAAGUCGCCAAUCAGUACAAAUGAUUCGAAUCAUCGAUAAGGGAAGCUUUGGUGAAGUAUGGCUCGGUCGAAUCCAGAGUGUUGAGGUGGCUGUGAAGAUUCCGCUGGUCACGGCGUGUAGGGAUGAUUUCAUUCGAGAGGCACAGAAGAUGCACACUAUUUGGCAUGCCCAGUUGGUGCAAUUUCUUGGUGUUUGCACAAAACCACAGGAAGAAUCGGUUCUCGUAAUCACGGAGUAUAUGCCAAAUGGAGCGCUGGAUAAGUACUUGCAGACAGAGGAGGGAAGGAACUUGCAACAGAUCGAUCUACUCUCCAUAAUGGAUCAGGUCGCAAAUGGUAUGGUCUACUUGGAGUCAAUUAAAUUGGUUCAUCGCGAUCUCCGAGCUGCUAAUGUUUUCGUGGCCAAAGACGGUCGAGUCAAGGUCGGCGACUUUGGUCAAUCAAAAAUGCUCUCCAUGCCGUCGUCUUGCCCUACUGAUCUCAAAACACCUAUUCGCUGGUCGUCACCGGAGGCACUGAUUAAUGGCAAAGAGGUCACUUCUAAGAGCGACGUCUGGCAGUACGGCAUUUUGUGGUAUGAGGUCUUCUCCUACGGUGGUGUACCCUAUGAAAAAUACACAGUCGAAGAGGCCAUUAGAGCAAUUUGCAGCGGAGUGAUCCUCGAUCCACCUGAGGAUUGCACUUGGAGAAUGUAUGAAUUGAUGAGGUCGUGCUGGCAGCUGGUACCCGAGAACAGGCCAAGCUUUAAGGAAGUAAAACAAAGAGUUGAGUUUAUCAUUGAGUCUCUGGACGGCAAUUACGACCCGACUUGGGCAACUUGCGAGGGUUAG
This is a messenger RNA of Echinococcus granulosus, 1521 nucleotides long. Its product is annotated as Tyrosine-protein kinase SPK-1. The coding region runs from base 1 to 1521 and encodes 506 amino acids. The transcript has 7 exons. Gene Ontology annotation, cellular component: extrinsic component of cytoplasmic side of plasma membrane. The record is from RefSeq and is a predicted model, not a curated record. Gene Ontology annotation, biological process: innate immune response; cell differentiation; protein phosphorylation. Lineage: Eukaryota; Metazoa; Platyhelminthes; Cestoda; Cyclophyllidea; Taeniidae. Gene Ontology annotation, molecular function: signaling receptor binding; ATP binding; non-membrane spanning protein tyrosine kinase activity.